Messenger RNA from Amborella trichopoda, 774 nucleotides. NCBI's taxonomy places the organism in Eukaryota, Viridiplantae, Streptophyta, Magnoliopsida, Amborellales, Amborellaceae. The record is from RefSeq and is a predicted model, not a curated record.
CGUUUUUCUCCUUCCAUUUUCGUUGCAGAGACCUGACGACUGAAGUAUUCUUCUCCACAAGCCAACUCUGUUACCAGAUUUAGGUACACUGUUUAUACCUCAGGGCUUGGGGGAACUGAGUUUUGGUGGAAGAAGGCCCAGUCAAGAUGAAGUACAAUCCAAGAGUGACGAGCUCCAGAAGAAAGUGCCGGAAGGCGCACUUUAAAGCCCCUUCGAGCGUGAUACGCGUUCUAAUGAGUGCCCCCCUUUCUCCUGAGCUUAGGAACAAAUACAAUGUUCGAUCUGUUCCGGUUCGGAAAGAUGAUGAGGUGCAAGUAGUCAGAGGAACUUUUAAAGGAAGAGAGGGCAAGAUUGUUCUGGUCUACAGAAAGAAAUGGGUUAUUCAUAUUGAGCGCAUCACCAGGGAGAAGGUGAAUGGUUCAACUGUGAAUGUUGGAAUUAAUCCAUCAAAGGUGAUGGUAACAAAACUCAAGCUUGACAAAGACAGGAAAUCUCUCUUGGAGAGGAAGGGCAAGGGCAGGGCUGCCGAGAAGGGAAAGGGUAAAUUCACUGCUGAGGAUGUUGCCACUUCACUUCAAGGAGUCGAUUAGGUUCAUUUGAUAGCUCCCUUUAAAUCAAAGUUCUCUCUUCCGCAUUUUUGUCGCAGGACUUUGAUGAGCUGUGAGAAUAUAGUGAGAAACUUUCGUCUCCUUUUUGCCUUUGAAAUAUUGAUGACCAGACACACCCAAGAACUUGGUUAUUGGAAUGUGAAUGUUUCCUUCUUUUAAGUGUUUA